Molecule: messenger RNA, 5892 nt
Organism: Sardina pilchardus (European sardine)
Lineage: Eukaryota; Metazoa; Chordata; Actinopteri; Clupeiformes; Clupeidae
Product: ER degradation-enhancing alpha-mannosidase-like protein 3
Exons: 20
Coding region: 1042-3618 (858 amino acids)
Biological process (GO): endoplasmic reticulum mannose trimming; mannose trimming involved in glycoprotein ERAD pathway; carbohydrate metabolic process
Cellular component (GO): endoplasmic reticulum; membrane
Molecular function (GO): mannosyl-oligosaccharide 1,2-alpha-mannosidase activity; calcium ion binding
Source: RefSeq, a predicted model, not a curated record
AGCUGGACUUACUGGAAUGUCUGUUGUAUGAAAUGAAGUAACAUUAACGUAUAUAUAUACACUUGCAGUUCGUGGGAUAACCUCUGACUUUCUUACUCGAUAGAUAUCCUUACAAAAACUCUAACGGUAUUGGAGGCAACAUGUUGAGCGUUCUUCCAGUUUGUGGGAAAGUAAUUUCAGUAAUCCGGGGUCGAAGUUAAGAAUGGAGCUUCACAGGAGUUGGAUGCGUUCAAGUGCCUUUUACAGGAACAUCUCUCCCUCGAAAACAACAUAGUCGAAACGUGAGGUUCAGCAUAAUACAGGCAUGAAACCAAAGCUGUGAAACAGUAGGUCAACCCGAUGCAUCGCUCAUUGCAGCCGAGUUAUAACGUAACGUUAGCUGGCUACGAACACACAUUCAUUGGCUAGCCGUAAGUAACCAAUUUGGAAAUGUUUCCGAUACAGAGGCUAAUUUGACAGCUAGUUGGACAGCCAGACGACUCGCUGGCACUGGCAUAAGUGGACAAUUAGACUACCUCCAUCGAUUUUUGUCGUUCAUUGACAGCAAUGUGUUUUGAACCGUUGUCAUAAGGACACUUAAUGUUUGAGGGUCUGCUUCCAGGUGAAAUGUAUGUAAUUGUGUUUGCUAAGCGUGCUAACUGUGCAGUUCGCAUAACUAGCAUACGUUAGGUAGCUACUUGUCCAGUACUGUUAGCAGUGGUUUGGUUAGCUUUAAAAUCCGCAUAGUUUCACCGGAAGCAAUGUCUCGUUGAAUGGUUCUACGAUAAAGGCUGAUGGGGUUAGGCUUUCGCGAGAAAACGUCAAAGUGAAUGUUUUAGAAAGCGACAAAGUUGGUUGAAUCCUUCACACCAUCUAGCUUAACAUUAGCUGGCUAACUAUCGCCGCUAGUGGAAUACCGUUUGGGCUAACUAUCCAGGAAUCAUCUUGACCGGUAUGGGUCCCCGAUGAAGAGACAUUGGGAAUUAAAAGUACACACUAUUUUUCUUCAGAGAGCCUCUCCCAUCACGUCUUGUUAGCUAUCAGCACUGUCCAGUCAUUCAGAUGGAGAACAGAUUGGUCAGAGACCCACACUCGUGCCCUAGUUUUGGAAUGCUUCUGCCAGUACUGCUCAUCGUCAUGAAUCUGUCACACGGAGUGACUGGCCUAGACGACCAGGCCAUGUCUCCUGAAGAGAAGAGCAAAGUAAGGGACCAGAUUCUGGAGAUGUUUGACCAUGCGUAUGGCAGCUACAUGAAGUACGCCUACCCUGCUGACGAGCUGAUGCCACUGAGCUGCAGAGGGAGGGUCAGGGGGCUGGAGCCCAAUCGGGGAGACAUCGACGACGCCUUGGGAAAGUUCUCGCUCACGUUGAUCGACACCUUGGACACCCUUGUGGUUCUAAACAAGCUGGACGAGUUUGAGGACGCUGUAAAGAAGACGCUGAGAGACGUCCGACUGGAUAACGACAUUGUUGUUUCCGUCUUUGAGACCAACAUCCGUGUCCUUGGUGGCCUGUUGGGGGCGCAUGUGAUGGCUGACCUGCUGAGGCAGCGAGGGGACCGGAUGCAGUGGUACAGGGACGAGCUGCUGUUCAUGGCCAAAGACCUCGGCCAGCGGCUGCUGCCUGCCUUUAACACCACCAGCGGCCUGCCUUACCCACGGGUAAACCUGAAGUACGGGGUCCUGAACCCACUCUCCCGUACAGGCACGGAGACGGACACCUGUACUGCAUGUGCGGGGACCAUGAUCUUGGAGUUUGCAGCUCUCAGCAGGCUGUCUGGAGACUCUGUAUUUGAGGAGCAUGCCAGAAAGGCCUUAGAUGUGCUCUGGGAGAAGAGACAGAGAGGAAGUGACCUCGUCGGAACGGUCAUCAACAUCCAUAACGGAGACUGGGUCCGCAGGGAUAGUGGAGUUGGUGCUGGCAUUGACUCCUACUAUGAGUAUCUCAUGAAGGCCUACAUUUUGCUGGGAGACAAUGUGUAUCUGGAGCGCUUUAAUACUCACUACAGUGCCAUUAUGAAGUACAUCAGCCAACCGCCUCUGCUGCUGAAUGUGCACAUGCACAACCCCACCGUCAACGUGCGCAGCUGGAUGGACUCUCUGCUCGCCUUCUUCCCUGGACUGCAGGUGCUAAGAGGUGAUCUGAAGCCAGCUAUUGAGACUCAUGAGAUGCUUUAUCAGGUCACCAAGCAGCACAAGUUUCUUCCAGAGGCUUUCACUACAGAGUUCCGGGUUCACUGGGGGCAGCAUCCAUUGCGGCCGGAGUUUGCAGAAAGCACUUACUUCCUUUACAAGGCAACAGGGGACCCCUACUAUCUGAAAGUGGGCCAGUCCAUUGUGGAGAAGCUGAACACACACGCCCGCGUCCCCUGUGGCUUCGCCGCCGUGCAGGAUGUGAGGACGGGCACACACGAGGACAGGAUGGAUUCGUUCUUCCUGGCGGAGAUGUUCAAGUACCUUUACCUGCUGUUCUCGGAAAAGAGCCAGCUGCCUCUGGACAUAGAUAACUACAUCUUCACCACGGAGGCCCACUUGCUUCCUGUUGCCUUGUCCACCACCCAGCCUCCCUGCCAGGGGAACCACACGGAGCAGCUGAGCCAGCACGGGGAGGACCUGUUCACCUACUCAUGCCCCAGCACCCAGACGCUCUUCCCCAACAACCCCUCCUUCGCCAAGAGCAUCCGCGACGGCUACAAGUACCUGACAGGGGUGGGCAGGGCCUAUCAUCCCUCGCCAGUCAGGGGCAUUGAGCUGCCUCUGCAUGACACGGGCCUGGAGCCAGUGGAGUUCCUAAAGAGCAUGGGCAUCACCCUCACCCCACUCAAUGAGGCGGCCGUUGGCACAGCGGGCAAAGGGGCACAUGAGAAAGGUGUGUACAGGGUGAAGUUGGUGGCUGAGGUCAGUCAGACCCCUGAGGAGGAGGAGGUGGUACCCCUGAUUGUCCAGAUCAUCUCUCCCCCAUUUCUGGGUAGAACGGUCCUGACUGCUGGCCCGGCCAAAUUUGGCCUGGACCUUACCAAGCAGGAGCACGGGUUAAAGGGCACCAUAGUGAGGAGCGAGCCCUACUCAGCCUGUGGCACCAUUGAGAACGCUGAGGCCCUUAGGGGCCACAUUGCCUUGGCCCUUAGAGGAGACUGCAUGUUUGCCGCCAAAGCCAGGCGAUUACAGGAGGCCGGGGUUACAGGUGUCAUCUUCAUAGACCACAGAGACGGAAGCAGUAGUGAGGAGACGCCGCUGUUCCAGAUGGUGGGGGACGGGGUGUCUACUGACGACAUCACAAUUCCCCUGGUGUUUCUGUUCAGCCGUGAAGGGGCGGAGCUGAUCUCUGCCCUGCACCAGCAUGGCAACGUCGACGUGCUGCUCCUGCCCAAAGAGCGCCAGCUGGGCAAAGAAAAAACGGAGAAGCUCAACAUCAAAUUCCGCCUAGCGACAGAGGGCGAGAUGGAGGAGGGCGAGCGGGACGGCACCACGUUUCACCUCCUCCUGGACCCCGGGAGCGAGGGAACGGACGCCAAAGUCCCGCAGACACACGCGGAGGAGAGCAGCGGCGCCUCCCCUGGCCACUGCAGUGCCUCGCAACACGCCCGCCAGCCCGCGUGCGGACAGGAGCCCGACCACAAACCCGACGCCGACCCCUGACCUGCAGUCAGCCUGGACACGGAAUCCACCCCAACUCUCGCGACACGACAGGCUGCCGAGGACCGGGCACUGGUCCAGGAUCAGUGCUCGUGCAGCACUCCGGCUCGCCCUCUUUUGAAGGGCUUUGCUAUAAACUGCUGGCCUCUCACCCUGUGGGAGAGUCUUUUGAACGACUUUGAAAGGAAAACUCAGACCUCAAACACUAGUGUAAGGGAUGGGUCCUGUAUAGUUAGUAGUAGUGGAACUGUAUAAUUUGUGUGUUCUAGCAUAACAUAUGGAAUAGGACGAUCGGCACAGACGUAAAGAAAUAGUCUUAGGCUACGGACCGAUCAUGUUCUAGAUCACGUUCUGCGCCCACAGGUGCAGGGAAGGUGAAACUGAUCCUUGAUGGCAGGAGACAAUCCUUGUUUCCUUAGAGGGGUUAGCGUGCGACCUUAACCAUGUUCUCUAGUCUCAUCUGUAGAGUAAGAGUACCCCUCAUCUCUGGUAGCCUUGGCCACUUCAAAGUAGUGAAGGAUGCUGGUGGUGUAAAUCAUGGAAACCACAGCUGCUCCGCAACAGCAGGCCAACCAAACACAGACGUAUUAUUCUACUAUGUCAGGGUGUUGCGUGGCUCAAACUGUUCUAACUUGGAUAUCUGGGAUCCAGUGAAUACUCGGCGGGGGGGGGGAGCCAAUGACCAAACUUGUGAUGUUUUUUGUUGUUGUUGUUAUGUUUGUUUUCUUUUAUUUUGUUUACUUUUUACACCAAUGUAUGCCGUAAGCAAACACAUUUUGGAAAUGGAGGUUUGAGGCCAGUAACAGUACAGUCAGGUGAAACACUUUUGUAUUAAGUCAAAGUACUGAAGCAUCAGGGACAACAAAGACUUGAACGUGUGUGUGUGUGUGUGUGUGUGUGUGUGUUUGUCUCUCUGUCUCUCUGUCUCUGUGUGUGUGUGUGUGUGUCUGUUUGUUUGUCUGUGUGUGUGUGUGUCUGUCUGUCUGUCUCUGUGUGUGUGUGUGCGCGCGCAAACUAGAGUGGGAGAGGUAGAAAGUUCAAAGUCCUCUUGCAUGUUAUCCAUGGAUGUGUGAAUGUGUUGACUCUGUACUACACAAUGUUUCUUUUGUUUUUGUUUUGUUUUCUGUGUGCCAAUAUGUGAUGUACAUGCCACAUGCAAGGGAUGGCCCUGACUGAUAGCCUAAGAUCGCAGCCAGGCAACAGUUGGCAGCCAUUUUGGAUCUAAAAUGGCAGAAGACGGCAGACUGUUGUCACAACUUUUGCCUCAUUUCUGCCUACUGUAACAGUUUUUCCCCAGCACUUUGUUCAGACCCCAUAAGCUCCUUACCUGCCUAACAGGUCAAAGUGAGUGUGAAUCUGGUGUGUGUGUGUGUGUGUGUGUGUGUGUGUGUGUGACAGAGAGAAAUGAGAAAUUAGUUUGAUGUUGCUUAGGUCCUAAGAGGACUUCCAGGAAUCUAGAAUCAGGUGACUGAUGCAAAAUGUUGUUUUCCUUCAUGCAUUUCUUGCUUGACUAUUGUUGUUAACACAACGCACAUCUUAAUGUGUGCAUGUGUGUGAGUAUUUGAGCAUUCUUGUGGAUACUGUAAAACAACAUCAUGGAGAAACACACAGCAGCCAUUACAUUCUUCAAGCACACAGAGAGUAGGGUCUGUCAUGAUCCUCUAGUACAUUUUCAUUCAUUCCUUUUAGGUUUUAUGCCCAACAACCACAAGUACACUACCUGUCUGUCUGAUCAUAUGUACCAGGUUAGGUACGGUUUGUCACGUUACAGGUUUGUAAUGAUGCACAGUAGCUUUGGGUUCUGGGUCGCUUAUUGUGAAGAGAGGUUUGAUACCUCAUGGCAGAGUCUGUUUGGGGCGAGUGUAGUGUCCUUCUGGUUGGGCCCCGGCUCCCAGCCUACCUCGACAUUAAGUAAGGGCUCAACUGUACUGUAACCCACAGGGGGGGAUAUCAGUGGCUUACAUAAAUCAAAUACUUUAAGAGGUUUUAAAAUGGCUUGAUUGAUCCCCCUUGUGUUACUGUUCACUCAGUGGGAUAUUAUUAAAUGGAGCAAGGAAAGAUUUUUAAUGUGCGUUUUUAACGGGGUGUUUAUAGAUCUGCAUAUAUAUUUGAGAUUAUACUAUUUUUGCCAUGUGAGAGUUGUGCAGCGUGUGACGGGUGAAAGCGAAGUGCCAAAGUUAUUUCAGUCUCUCUACUGUACGAGCAUGAGCUUCUGUCUCCUCUGUUGACUCUCAAUUGAACUGAUCUAGUCCGAUAAUAAAUGGAUUUGUGAAAUCA